Messenger RNA from Naegleria lovaniensis, 303 nucleotides. RefSeq lists its product as uncharacterized. Bases 1 to 303 code for a protein of 100 amino acids. NCBI's taxonomy places the organism in Eukaryota, Heterolobosea, Eutetramitea, Acrasida, Naegleriidae. The transcript has a single exon. The record is from RefSeq and is a predicted model, not a curated record.
AUGUACGUUGGUCCCACAGACAACAAGGCCAACCGCAACAAUCCCAACAACAGGCUUUUUUAUCCCAACGAACCAACUUACCAGUAUCAUGUCAUUGAUAUUCGUGCCAUGACCAACAUGAUGAAUCCAAACCAUGCAUUGUUUUAUCAUAGUGUUUCACAUGCUACGAUAUUGUAUGAACAAGCCAAACAACAAGCAAGAGAACAUGCGAAUAGGAAUAAUCCAAAUAAUCGAGCGUACAAGAAUGAUCAACAACAACAACCGGACAAUCAACCUUCGAUCGAAAUGAAUAGGAGAAAGUGA